UGGAGAAAAUUUCCACGAGGUACACAGUGCAGUACAGGUGAAUAAAAGCUUUCUUUUGUAUAGACAAGAAUGGCUGGGGAGACGUUCGUCUACUCCUUCACACAGAGUAACAUUGGAACAAGUGCCCAAAUUACUGACAAGUUGACUGACUUGAGUCAGGGAGCCACUAGCCAGCCACCAGCAGGAGAUAAAGGAUGCUUCACUGAGCUGAGGGAUAUGGUCAUACGUCAGCUGGUGGUGUCAGAGACCCACGUUGCCAUGCUAACAGAAGACGGGAGAAUAUGCCGGAUACGCUACACAGAGGAAACCACACCCCCUCAGCCACUGGCCACACCCACAGCUGGGAGAGAGAAAAGUGACGACGAGGCAGCCUCUACAUCGAGCACACGUUCCUAUGGUUCCCGGAGUGCGUCCCCACGUCCUGAUGAAGACAGACCAUCCUCCAACUCACUGAGUCAUGUGUGGGGGUCUAUCAUGAGCUCUGGCCCCUCCUCUGCCGUGCUCAGCUCAGGGGGUGGUCUCAGAGUACCUGGUAGAGGGAGGAUACUGCUCAGACGGAGGGGUGGUGGUCACGGGAUAGUGGCACGCUGGCCUGUCAUACCAGCAGGAGAUGUACCGGAUGAACUGGUGGACCAGGCUAUGGCCGUACUGCAGGGAAAGUCUAAAGAGAUGGUCAUUAGAGAACUGCAGAAGACGAACCUUGAUGUGAACCAGGCAGUCAACAACCUACUGAGUAGGGAGGAUGAUGAUGGGGAUGCCAGUCAUGACGAGGGCAGCGUGCUGGCAUCAGGAGAGGAGCUGCUGAGUCUGCUGGGACCUGGUCUGGCUAGCGUUGGUGAGGAGGAGCUGGAUGAGGUACUAGCGAGGGGGAGAGGGGAGGAGGGCGGAGGAAGUGGGCGGGACUCUAGACUCACUCUCUAUGAAUUCAGUGACCCUCUCCUACAAGUGAGUGAGCUUCGUUCCCUAGUGAGUAUAGGUGAUGGUGCGGCAGGAGGGGCCAGCUCCGGUGGUGGAGGGGGUGUGGCUAGUGGGGAGGGGAGUAAGAGACCCAACACUAGAGGAGGACUCUCCAGCAAGAAGAAGAAGUCAUCCUCCACCUCUCAGGCCCCACCCCUCGGCCCGCUAUUGUUUGACAGCAGCAUCGAAUGGUGGGGGGAAGACAAGGAUGGUCCAUCGUUUAAGCUGAUUGCUGGACUCUACUCUGAGCUGUUGGCAGUCGACUCUAACGGCAAACUACAUGGGUGGGCGUGGUCAUGCCCCACCCCCUAUCCAGGAGCACAUCCUCUCGAGGCGAGACUAGAGAUAGGAGACGAGAGUGUGAGACUGUUGUCUUGUAAGCUGCUCCGUGGGAGUCUAAUCACAGAGUCUGGCAAGGUGGCCACAUUUGUGGAUGGUAGUGUUCGGGAGUUUGCCUCUCGACUGGAGGGAAAGGCAGUGGCAGUGAGUGAGUUGGCUGGAGAGAGCAUCAGCACCCUCUCUGUCAGUGAGCUGGUCAGUGCCAUCGCCACAGAGUCUGGCAAGGUCUACUGGUGGGGUGUCCUACCAUUCUCUGAGCGCAAACAAGCCGUGGGCCAGAAUCAGGAGAAGCUGCGAGUGCUCAAGUACCAGUACACAGGGAGUGGCUCUGAGCUGACAGAGGGCAGUCGAGUGUGUCUACGCUUGUCCCCCGUCUAUUCCCUGGGGACCAAAGCUGUCCACAUCAAGGGCUCUCGUAUACAAUGUGGUGUACUGUUAGAGAAUGUGAUGAGUCCAAGUCUGUCAGAGAAGUGUCAGUUCAGGGUGGUUACCCCGGGCAACCCGCAGGAGAUGGAGGCAGACAAUAACAAGACAGAAGAUACUCUAGAUGUGCAUAUUGGCUCUAAACGCAAGUACCCCAGCGACAGCAAUGAAGACAUGCUCACUAAGAGAGAGGAGUGGUCUCUGCGUGAUGUAGUGUUCACAGAUCAUGUGACUAAUCACAAGGAAGGCUCAGUGGUGAAGGUAGAUGGGAACUACGUGGCUGUACACUAUCCCCCUCUCGACCCAACACAACUGAGUCAAGUCAACCUGGCCAGCUGUAGACUACUACGCAAGGAUGAGCUAGUCUUGGUGAGUGAGGCGUCCCCGCACCACACUCCCUACUUCAUUCAAGAGGUCCCUCGCAGACUCCGCCCACCACACUCGUACACUCUCCUCACUCUAGCCACGGACACCCGAGGACUACAUUGUCUCUAUGCUGCCAGAGACUUACUGCAUUACGUUGUGUACAAUCUCGACUCUGGCAAGCCGUUACAAGAUUCUCAGUUUAGUCUGCUCUCGUCCCAAUACUUGUUAAAGCAAGGCGGGGCACUUCAAUUAACGCCCAUCAAUCUGAGUGUGGGUGUGGUCAUGGACGAGCACGGUGGACUGUUCCCCGUCUCCAAAAACAACACUGGCAAUAUACGAGAUCUUCCACAACUAAAUGUUCCUCCUAUCUCGUGCGUGGGUGUGGGGGCGUGCUCUAAUAGGAACAGUCUGGUUUCCGUGGUGUUUCAGCGUCAACGCCUCAUGCCUGCAAUCUUACGUAAAGACCUCACCACGGUCUCUAAUCUUAUAGCAAGCUUCAAAGCUCUAUCAGAGGAUGCCCUCAGUCCUGAAUCCACGGCUGCCCUGAGGGAGCAUUGCUCUGGUGGAUGCAAUGUGUUUCAUGUGCUGGCUGCUCUUGCUCGACCACCUGACCCCACCCCAGUGUCAGGGGACAAGAAGGGAUCGGGAGCAGCACGCUCUACACCUAGGGGACUGCUCAGGGAUAUCAUGAAGCAAGCCAUGGCCAUGUCAAGGACACCCCCCUCUCUCUCAAGCAUGGACUGGGCGGGGAGUGACAGUGUGGAGGUGGACGAUGAGCCUCAGAGUGAUGUAGCUCUGGACAUAUUUGAGAAGGUGGUUUCCCUGGAAGGCCAUGCCCCCCUCUACACUGAGCUGCUGCAAGAGAGGAGUCUAGAUGGCUACACUCCAUUCAUGGCUGCUGUCACCUUCAAGUCAUACGGACUGGCGUGCCUGCUGCUCCAUUUGGCCCAGCAGUUGAGUGGUGAGGACAAGACUAGUCUCACGGCCAUGCUCUACCCUCCCGACACUCACCCUGAUGAUAACCCAGUGUUUAUCCUCGUUCGAAACGACCCUUGCUCCUUCACUUGGACAGGGGAGGAGCAUAUUCAACAAGACAUAUUUGAGUGUCGUACGUGUGGUCUGAUUGGUUCCCUGUGUUGCUGCACUGAGUGUGCGUACACUUGUCACCGUGGUCACGACUGCUCCUUCAAGAAGGCUAGUCCCACUGCCUACUGUGACUGCUGGGAGGUGGGCAAGUGCCACGCUCUCGCAUCAGGCUACGAGUAUGAGCGACGUUCCCUACUAGAGAAGCUCCUAAAAUGCUCCAAUCUGGGUACAAAGGUCAAUGCUCGUGGAGAGCAUUUGAUUGGCUUGUUGGCUAGUAUGGUAGCACGUCAAGGGAAGGAGCAGUCACACUGGGGAGGGGGGCGACUAGGGGGGAGUUUCAGAACCUCCAGGAGCAAACACGAAGAGAUCCCUUCCUAUAAUCUUCCACCGCCACGAUUUGCUCAGAAGGCUCUCAACAUGGCACUGGAUAAUUGGGAGUGUGUGAAAAGUGUGCUCCUGUGUGGGUGUGAGGGUGUAGAGAGUGUGGAGGGUCACGUUGACACCACCUCCCUUGACUGUUUCACCCACCUCCUGCUAACCAGACUCAGUCAGAAGAAUCUGGACUCCAUGCUCACACUGUUGGUGAAGCAGCUUGGCCCCGCCCCCUCCACUGGGCCAGAGGUGGCUCUGAGUGCAGCUGCUCGGUUCCUGAGGUCAGUGAUUCGAGUGUUCACUGUAGCACAGCUUGAGAGCACAGCCGUCGCCUCGAAUGUUGUCAUGGAUACGUCCAGGAAGAAGAGUCAUUCCCCGACUGUUCUGAUGGAGCGCUGUCAGAAGGUGUUCUCGUCCCUCGCUCCCCUCACUGUAAGACAGCUUGUGCCCAUGGCCAAGGCAGUCAUCCUCCCCGUCAUGCUGGGAGUGGCCAGGCCCAUGGACCCUCUGUGUAUGUCUGACCGUGGGCGUGUGUGUGAGGAUGUAUUUCGUCUGCCGUUAGUCUCGUUGCUGCGUUUGGGGGCAUGUCAAGAGGAGGUAGGCGGUGAUGGUGAGGGGGCGGAUAGUGAGACGGGGGAAGAGGACCCGCCCACACUUGCACUAGACGCCAGCUCCACUGUGACCACAGGAUCACACCUCCUCUAUCUCUCCGAUCAGGACUCUAGUGAUGGAGAGGAGGUGGAGAGUGUGCCAGAUGACAUCUCUUUGGCUGAAUCUCACGAGGACUACUCGUUGUUUGAGCCCGCCACCCCCCACCCAGUCACUACAGGCACACACUGGGCCCUCCCACACACUCGCUCGUCCUACCACUCAAGCUCAAGACUGGCACGAUCAAACAGCACUGGAAGGGAUGUCCAAAGCAUGGGCAUGUCUGCCUCCCUCCUCUCCCAAACCUUCUGUCUGCUCCUGCGUCAACUGGCCGAGACUCUAGACCCACUGUGGGAUAAGUGCUCCGCCCCCUCACUGCCGGACACCCUCCACGUGUCCGAGGGAGAACCAAAGGACCUGUACGACUUUGUGUGGGAGGAGCUUCAAGAUGUGUGGACCUGGCUCUUCAAUUGUUUGGACGUUCUCCAGAGCCAGCUGUCGUUUGGAAGCAUUGUCAGCAAAAAGGUGUCCAGGACCACUAGCCCUCCCUCUAAGCACGAGGCUGGCAGUGAGAGCAGGGAGCAUCGCAAGGAGGCCUUCUCGUACAUGCUCACACUCUUUAAGGGGGGGUGUGGUGAGCAUGGUGGGCGUGUCCCCUCACUGGACGUGGGCGGUAUGGAACACCUGGCCUUCACACUGGACUCACUCUAUCAUCUACUGCAGAACACGCGCUCCCCACCCCCCAGUGAGGAUGCUAGCGAAAUACCUCCCAGUACUAGCGAAAGACCCCCCAGUGAGGGGGCUAGCGAGAGACCCCCUGAUCAGCUACAAGCUAGUGUGACAGUGUCUGGAGAUGUGGAGAUGACAGACGAGGAAGAGGGUGUGGUUUCAGAGGAAGGGAGUGUGGUGAUGAUGGAACAAGAGGGUGUGGUCAAGGAAAAGGGCAUUAAUCGGAGCAUUCGAAAAUUCUUUCAUCGCUCCAACUCCACCGUGUGUUUAGGGAAACUCCCUCACUCGCCCUUUGACCCUUUGGUAGAUGUGCUACCGCUGGCAGAGAAGCCACAACUCAUGGACUCAGUACAGGACAAGCAAGUGUUGUUUGGUUACCAGGUGCCAAUGCCGCUGUGUCAGUGGCCAUCGUGUUCCCUGGUCCCUCCCCCAAUCCUCUCACUCCUCGCUGAUAAGGGGGGGUGGCCACGAGGACCUGAGCAUGGAUCAUCUGGUUGUCAACUGAGUGAUGAUCAGGUGUGUGGGUGGGAUAGUCACAAGCUAGCAGCCUCCAUUCUGAUUGGACGCUGGGACCUUUGCUUGGAGGUGUUUGGGAGAGCCUUUAUGGACACUGUUGGCAAGCUGAGGGGCUCUGUGCUGUGUCUGGAGCAACAGUUCAAGCAAAGAGACAAACAGUUCAGGAGAGAGAUGGACCUCCUCAGAUCCUCCAACCACAAGGAGAUGAUAUUUGAGGUUGAUCGAUCUCGUGAUAAGUUUCUGUCUGGGUUGUUCCAAAAGCUGAACCACUUCUGUGACCAUCGUCUCAUCACGGGGUCACAGGGGUCAACUCCCCUCCUUGUGCAUCGUCUCAAGGUGACCUUUGCCGGGGAGCAGGGGGAGGGCUCUGGGGUACUACGCAGUAUGUUCACCGUCACAGCUGAGGCUGUCUUGUCUGAUGAUCCUCCACCCACCAUUGAGAUGUCAGUGAAGUCAUUCAACGACACACCCACCACUCGGCGUGGAGGGGGCGGGGCUAGUGGGCGGAGAUCCAGAGACAAGUCUCGUUUCAGUGUCUCCUCUCUCAGUGCUCUCAAGAGACCAAAAAGAGGCCCCUCCCCCUUGGACCCCCCUCUGUUCUACCAGCCCGGCAAGAUAGGAUUCUACGCUCCUCGUGUGGCCACCAACACUCCGGAGAGACUCAAUGCAUAUCGUAAUAUUGGUCGUCUCAUUGGCCUCUGUUUGCUCCAUACAGAGGUCAUGACCCUGCCACUCUGUAGACACGUUUUCAAGUUCCUGCUCAGGAGAGAGAUUAGCUGGCAUGACCUUGCCUUCUUUGACCCUGGUGUCUAUGAGAGCAUGCGUAAGAUGAUCCUGGAGUCACGGAAACCCGAUGGUGCUGCCUACCUCUCCACUCUUGGGCUCUCCUUCUCUCUCACUCUGCGUCCUGAAGAGGGUGGGGCCUCACACGACCUUCUAGAGGGGAGAGGAGCAACUACAGUCACUCCUGACAAUGUGUAUGAGUAUGUGAGACAGUACGCACUCUUGAGGAUGGUCAAUAUCAAUCAAGACCCACUGGAGCAACUUCGUGAGGGCAUGUAUGAGGCCAUCCCAGAGUCUGUGCUGAGUCAGCUAUCAGCAGAGGACCUCCGACUCUUGUUGUGUGGGUGUCCCCAUAUUGACGUGGACGUGGUGCGCGGGAUCACUGUCUUUGAGGAUGAAAGUCGCAAGGAUCAGGAACAGUUGAGUCGAUUCAAAGGUUGGUUCUGGUCUGUGGUGGAGAGGAUGACGCAACGAGAGAGACAAGAUCUCCUCUACUUCUGGACCAGUUCCCCCGUCCUCCCGGCCAGUGUGGACUCGUAUCAGCCCCCUCCCAGUGUUACCAUCCGCCCCCCUGAUGACCAACACCUCCCCACUGCCAACACUUGCAUCUCACGUCUCUAUGUGCCCCUCUAUUCAAGCAAGGCCAUUCUGAGAGCAAGACUUCUUACUGCUAUUAAGACUAAAGCAUUUGGCUUUGUGUAAACUCUUAACUGCAGAUCUUAGCUUUUGUACAAACUAUUUAUUUAUCAUUAAUCAUGCAGUUAUUAAAUAAGUGAUGAUGAUUAAAUUAUCCACCCCAUGCAAUUGACCUCUCUAUAAUUAUCCACCCCAUGCAAUUGACCUCUCUAUAAUUAUCCACCCCAUGCAAUUGACCUCUCUAUAAUUAUCCACCCCAUGCAAUUGACCUCUCUAUAAUUAUCCACCCCAUGCAAUUGACCUCUCUAUAAUUA
Molecule: messenger RNA, 7169 nt
Organism: Halichondria panicea
Lineage: Eukaryota; Metazoa; Porifera; Demospongiae; Suberitida; Halichondriidae
Product: E3 ubiquitin-protein ligase UBR5-like
Exons: 35
Coding region: 70-6921 (2283 amino acids)
Biological process (GO): positive regulation of canonical Wnt signaling pathway; protein polyubiquitination
Cellular component (GO): nucleus; cytoplasm
Molecular function (GO): ubiquitin binding; zinc ion binding; ubiquitin-ubiquitin ligase activity
Source: RefSeq, a predicted model, not a curated record